UACCAACAAUUUUAUUUAUAUUUUUUCAGGGACUCGCAAAUGGACAUCACAAAUUCAGUCAUUGGUUUUGUGAAGGAUUUUGGUUCUACAGUUUGGAAAUAUGUCGAGUAUCAAAUCUGUCCCAAGGAUUACGUACGCGAAUUUGAAGCAAUUCAAAAGAAGCUGGAGGACCGGCUAAAAGACGUUGAGGCAGAAUUAAAGACGCAACUUAACGAGCUUGGAAAGAAGGCAAGGAACGAAGUUGACACUUGGCGGGAGAAAGCACGUAAAGAAAGUGCUGUAAAGGUUGAAGAUUUGGUCUACAAAGGGGGCUGUUUCACAUUUAUCUGCUCAUCGAGAAGGCUCGAUAAAAAGACUCAAGCACUGAAUGAAGGUAUAUUUAACCCAGGAGAAAAAUACACUAAUGCUGGUAAGAGUUUGGUUGUAGAAGAUCACUCAAAAAAAGGAGUUCCACAGCUUGUUGAAAAAUGCAUUGCAUGGGAUGAUGUACAAGAAGAAAUUUUGCAACUGUUGAGGGAAGACAAGGUUACAAGAAUUGCAGUUUGUGGAAUGGGUGGCGUGGGCAAGACAACAAUCAUGAAGCAAGUCCACAACCAACUAUUGAAAGAACCCAAAUUUAAUAAAGUUAUUUGGGUUAAAGCAUCAAAGGACUUUGAUAUUGUUGUCCAGCAAAAAAAACAGUUUGAUAUUCUCGAGUUUCAAACGAGCAUUGUAAGAAAAUUGGGAUUUGGACUGAAGAAUGAGGAACAAGAUGAAAUUGAGGUUGCAGGACAGAUAUCAGAAGAUGUUGGAAUCCCUAGUCUAGUUGGUAGUACUGGUUGCAAGGUAGUGCUCACGACACGGUUACAACAAAAUGUUGCUCGUGCAAUGGAGUGUGAAGUGAUUCAAGUGAAGCCCCUUCUAGAUGAUGAAGCCUUGGCAUUAUUCUUAGAUAAAGUUGGAAGUACUGUAUUGUCCCAUCCAAGAUUCAAAAGUGAUAUAGAGCCAUUUUUUAAACAAAUUUUGAAGAAAUGUAACGGUCUACCUCUUGCUAUCAGGGUAGUGGCAAAGACCAUGAGAGGAAAAUUCGAUCAUUACUCAUGGGAGAUUGCGGAUAGAGAAUUGAGCAAAUCUAAAGAAAUUAUUGAUUGUUUGAAAUUCAGUUAUGAUCACUUAGAAGAACAAUACAAGAAGCAUUUCUUAUAUUGUGCAUUGUAUCCUGAGGAUCACGAAAUCUCAAAAGAAGAGUUGAUUGAGUUUUGGAUUGAGGAGGGAUUUAUAAUAGAUGAAAGGGGAUCUCGGCACUUAAUGAUUUGUGAGGGCCAUGUUAUUCUUGUGAAUUUGCUAGACAAUUGCAUGUUGGAAUUGGUUAAAAAUAAACACAAAGCAGAUUGGUUGAGUUUGCAAGAAUUGGUUGGAAACAAAAACAAAGAAGAUCGGGUGAGUAUGCAUGAUCUUCUUCGAGAAAUGGCAUUGAAUAUCAAUCCUCAAUUCAUGGUGAAAGCUGGCAUGGCCUUGGAAGAGCUACCAGAGGAGCAUGAAUGGAGAGAAGAUCUUUUGAAGGUUUCUUUAAUGAAUAAUCACAUAAGAGAAAUUCCUUCAAGCAUGUUGUCUCCCAAGUGUCCAAUGCUCACAACCUUGUUGUUGUCCAAUAACAAUAUUAUAACAAUUCCAGAAGCUUUUUUUGAUCAGAUGCUUGGGCUGAAGAUCCUUGAUCUUUCCAACAAUGAGCACCUUGGUAGGCUACCGAGUUCUGUUUCCAAAUUGGAGAACCUUACUACACUUCUGCUAGAGAAUUGUAAGUCCUUAAAAGAGAUACCAUUUUUAUCCAACCUUAGAGGCUUAAAAAAGUUAAACCUUUUUGGGACAUCAAUAGAAGAACUACCUGAAGGCCUUAACAUGUUAACCAAUCUAAAAUAUCUUUGGCUUGGUGAUAGAUCACCUGAUAUACCUAAUGGACUGCUACAAAAUCUCUCCAAACUUCAAUAUUUAGGAGUAGAUUGGAGUAUACCAUUGAAAUGGGAGGAGAUUCAAGGAUUGAGGAAGUUGGAAUCUUUUGAUGGCCGGUUCUCUACGGUGGAAGAUAUGAGCCUCUUUGUCAAGUCUGAAAGAAAGUUUUCAAAUGGGGACUGCAAGGAUGUGAGAAGCUUGAACGGCAUCUCUACCUUUCAAGUUGCAACCAACUUGCAGCACUGCACCAUUGAUGAAUGUGAUGGCCUGGAGUUUGUUGUUUCCUCAAGCUGCUUAAAGCCUCUUCAAAAGCUUGAGUCGCUGUACCUUUAUUAUUUGGAUAACUUGAAUGCAGUGUUUGGCGAAGUAGGAGCAGUUACUAAGUCAGCACCACUGCCAGCUGGCACUUUUUGUUCUCUUCAAAAAAUUAAAGUUGAGGAAUGUGGAAAAAUAAAGAAGUUAUUGCCGCUUAGGUUGUUGCGGUGUCUCCAGAAUCUACAGACUAUUAAGGUUAUGCAUUGUUAUGAAAUGGAUGAGAUAAUAUGGUCCGAAUAUGAAGAAGGAGAAGAAGCCCUAGAAAAACUCACUCUACCCAAAUUAGAAAUGCUGGUAUUGGUGGGUUUGUCCGCAUUGAAGGGCAUCUACAAUGGUUCUAGUACUGUUUUGAUCUGUGAUUCCAUGAAAAGGGUUGAAAUUAGGAGUUGUGAUAAAAUAGAGAGUGUUUUUUGGUCGGGGUUCAACCCACUUCCAACUCUUGAGUAUCUAAAGCUUUGGUGUUUAGGGAAUCUAAAAACCGUGUUUAAUGAAGAAGCCCUUGGUUUAUCAAUCCCUCCCACCACCUCUUUCUCUCUUAAAACAAAUAUUGUGUGUGGGUGCCCAAAAUUAAAGAAACUAUUCUCAUCUAGAUGGCUGCUUGGCUACUUCCAAUCUCUAGAGAAUAUUGAAGUUGAAGGCUGUAACCAAAUGAAGGAGUUGAUAUCAUCAUCGACUGAUGAAGAAAAAGAAGCUCUAGAAAAAAUCACUCUGCCCAAUUUACAAAGGUUGAAAUUGAAGUUUUUGCUCGAAUUGUCGAGCAUCUGCAACAGUUCCAGUGUCUUGAUUAGUGAUUCCAUCAAGAGUCUGGAGAUUGGUGGUUGUGGGAAGCUAAAGAGGAUUCCUCUGCAUCUUUCCUCGCUUGAUAAAGGCCAGCCUAGUUCCCUCAAACAAAUUCAGGUAGAUACAAAAGAAUGCUGGGAAUCAUUGGAAUGGGACCAAUCCAAUGCAAAGGAUGUCCUUUUACCUUCUGUAAAUUUCGUUUGGUGAUUGGGCAGUGCAAAUGUAAGCCUUUUUAGCUUCAAUUUUCCAGAUUCUGAUUCAACUCAGUAGUUGCUUCCUUCUUCCUUUCUGUCUCACUAAACCUCUCUCUGACUCUUGUCUUUUCAUUUGAUUAUCUUCUGUCCCAUAUAUUCUUCUCCUCCAUUGGCAGCAAAGUUCGAGUUGGAUGCUGUUACCACGAGAAAGCUGAAGGAAAUCACAUUUGCUUGCACCUGUUAUGUUUGUUUCUUUUUUGUGUGUAAUUUGUCUUUCAAACCUGCGUGGAAGGAUCUAUCUUAUUUCCUUUGGUGUUUCUUUUGCUACAUCUGCAUCUUUGUUUUCUUGUAAUGACCUUUUUUAGCUGAAAUUGUGAGAUAAUGCUAUUUAUCUUUGUUUGCACCUUAUUAGUGAUAGCGAUAAUACUACAAAAGAGUAGUUUGAUUUAUAAAUUUUGGUACAUUUC
Molecule: messenger RNA, 3685 nt
Organism: Rubroshorea leprosula
Lineage: Eukaryota; Viridiplantae; Streptophyta; Magnoliopsida; Malvales; Dipterocarpaceae
Source: the annotation of a GenBank genome assembly